UAAAUAUUUGGCGGGAGAUGUAAGAAGUCCGGGAAGUAGUUCUGCUUGUUUUGCUGUUUGAUGAAUAAAAAGAUACAAUAGAGUAGUCAGAAAACAGUAACAGCUAUUCUAAGAAUGGAUGACCAUGACGCCGGGCAAACAGUGGACUGGAAGAACACUAAGGAGGCGGUGGCAAAUUUCCGACGGCUGCUUCUUUGUUCCAAAUGCUCAGAUUUAAUGAAGGAACCUGUAUGCUUAGGUCUAUGUGAGCAUAUGCUGUGCAGGUCAUGUGCUGGGCCGCGGGCAGGAGAUGGCUGUGUGGUGUGUCACAGCCCUGCGUGGGUGAAGGACAUCCAAAUCAACAGGCAGCUCAGCAGCAUCAUACAACUCUUCUGUGGUUUAGACUCCCUGCUCAGUCCUAUUAAAAAUCCAGACUCCCCUAUAGCUGAGAUUAAGCCUGAGAGUACUGUCCAUAAACACAAGAAGAACUUCAAAAUCUGGUUCAGUCCCCGCAGUCGCAAGGUACGCUGCACAGUCGAAAAGCCUGCAGAGGUCACCGUACAAGACAGCAGGUCUCCUGGAGAAACGGCUGCAGCACAGCCAGGAACCGUCACUGCUCAAUGUCAGGACCUGUCGGUUUUCAAUUUCACCUCAUCCUCCCAAGACUCUGGCUCCUCUUCUUCUCAAAGAUGCAACAGUGAAACCAGGAAAAACAGGAAGCGGAGGUCACCGAAGAAAAAUGCCACCAGGAAGAAUGUGUUGGUGCAAGGAACCACCAGAACCACACAAAAACAGACCAAGCAAGAUGUGAAGAAGAAAAGGUUAGAGGCCAUAAACCAGCAAUGGGGAAUAUCAGAGGAGGUACAGCUCUCUGAAAACGAGCAGCCAUGUGCUGAUGGGGCAAGAAGGUCGAGUAAAAGGGUUUCUUUCCUAAGCCCUGCUGUCACCGCUGACAGGCCUCAGCCUGAGGUGGCACAGCAGAGUGCUAAAGACCUCAGGCCUGCCAGGAGCACAGUGAGAGAGAGUCUCUCGGAAAGCAGCAACACUGUGCAGAAUUACCAAACCGAACCUGUUCAGACCCCACUAGAAAGUGUCUUUCAACAUGACCAACUGUACGCAAAUGUAUCCAACCCAAAUGAUAAUCCUCAAAAACACAACAUGUCUCCAACUGAGGAGUCCUCAAAAAGAUCAAGAGUGGAGGAGAGAAACUCCACUUUGGAAAACACACCAAAAAGACCAAGACCUUCUCUAGGCAGAAGGGGGAGAAAAUCACUGAGUCAGAUCUCUCCAGUUGUUCUUAAUCCUCCAUCUUUGACUAGCCCUAAGAGCACCAAAAAGUCCAGAAAAGAGAGAAGAGACAGCCCCUCUGUUCAAGACACUGCCUCCGCUCAAAGUUACAGGAGGUCUCCGUGUAUUAACGGUGCAUCUGUUGGACGGACCAGCUCAGGAAGCCCUGCAGUUAUGAAGAGGAACCACAAGGGAGAGACCCCGCUGCAUCUAGCUUCGAUCAAGGGAGAUGUAGGGGCUGUCAAGGAACUUCUGGACCAGGGGGCUGACCCCAACCUGAAAGAUAAUGCGGGGUGGACACCUCUGCAUGAAGCAUGUAACCUGGGUCACCUGGCAGUUGUGGAAAUAUUAAUCUCAAGAGGAGCCCUGUUGAACACACCUGGGUAUGAAAAUGACUCUCCACUCCACGAUGCUGUGAGGAAUGGACAUUCACCUAUUGUAAAACUGCUACUACAGCUUGGUGCCUCGCAGAACGUAUUAAAUCUGUAUGGAAAGCGUCCUGCAGAUUAUGCAGUGACUCUGGAGAUGCUGGAGAUUUUCCAAGAAGCCUCAGAAGGAACCCGAUAUGCAAAUGCUCAUAUAUCUCAUAGCCCCUCAGCCAGUCUCUCCAUGGUAAAUGACUGUAUGAGGAGCGAUCAAAACAUCAUGCUUUUGGCCAGCAAGCUCUCACCAGCAGAACAGCAUCAACUGGUUAAAGUGGGACAGCUACUGGGAGGAAGAGUGGCUGACACAUUUUUUGGCUCAGUGAGCCACGUUGUGGUGCCAGAAGGACAAAUGCCUACCACCUACUCCACCCUCAUGGGUCUUCUUGCUGGCUGCUGGAUUGUUAGAUACACUUGGGUGGAAGCAUGUCUCCAGGCAGGAAAGUGGGUGCCUGAAGCUGAGCAUGAAGCAGGAGAAGGCCCCCAGCGCAGUCGCAUCAAUAGAUGCAGCUUGCUUCCACCACUCUUCGAUGGAUGUUUCUUCUUCCUCCUUGGCUCUUUCAAGGCGCCUACUAAAGAUGAGCUCACAAAAUUGCUCAGAGAGGGAGGAGGUCAAAUACUGCACCGACAGCCCAAGCCAGACAGCGAUGUGACGCAAACCGUUUGUGCCGCGGCCUACCAUGCCCUGCCGGGGUCUGACCAAGCCUUCUGCACCCAAUACAUCAUCUUUGACCCCCAGGGCCCUCACAAGCCUGCAGUGGUUAGACGAGGCAAGGUGUGGUCAGCUCCCACCACCUGGGUCAUCGACUGCAUUGCUGCUUUCAGCCUCCUCCCUGUGCCAGACCUUGAAGUAUUGGUCUAA
Molecule: messenger RNA, 2550 nt
Organism: Archocentrus centrarchus (flier cichlid)
Lineage: Eukaryota; Metazoa; Chordata; Actinopteri; Cichliformes; Cichlidae
Gene: bard1
Product: BRCA1 associated RING domain 1
Exons: 11
Coding region: 115-2550 (811 amino acids)
Biological process (GO): protein K6-linked ubiquitination
Cellular component (GO): BRCA1-A complex; BRCA1-BARD1 complex
Molecular function (GO): protein binding; ubiquitin-protein transferase activity
Source: RefSeq, a predicted model, not a curated record